This is a messenger RNA of Bursaphelenchus okinawaensis, 2618 nucleotides long. NCBI's taxonomy places the organism in Eukaryota, Metazoa, Nematoda, Chromadorea, Rhabditida, Aphelenchoididae. The record is from the annotation of a GenBank genome assembly.
AUGUCGUUGGCCAAAAAGAUAGGAGUUGGUAUUGUUGCUGCUGUGGGUACUGGAGUUGGCGUUUACUCUUACAAAUAUGUAGGUUUCUUGCUUUUUUGUUUGAUUUUGAGUUUAGGUGUUUGAUGGAAGCAGAUCUGCGUUAAUACAUUUGAAGACGGUAGUUGUAAAACGUUUUAGAUUGUUUUCAAAGAAGUUUUUACGAAAAAAUACAAUUUUCUGGCGUUGAUGUACAUGGUUGAUGUAAAUUACUGGUUAUUAGCCAUGUGAAAGACAAAUUAAGCCACACGGAUUUAAAAGUUAAAAAAGACUUUAAUUUUGCUUUGAAACUUAAUAUAUUAGUAUUUUAAGGCAUUUUGGGUUAUAUUUUUUUAAAUUUAUCUUACACAUCAGAUUGGCAUAACUUAAGAUUUGAUGUAUAACUCUAAAAAUUAAUAGUAAAACUUUUAGUCUUUAGUUGUUUAAUACUAAAUUGAUACUGGGGAGUGUAAAAAUACGACUUUUUAUAGAAUUAAUUUUGUUUCUGGAACAGUACAGAUUAUUUUAUCUUACACAUCAGAUCAGGUCGAUAUGACUUCAUAUUUUGAUCUGCAACUUUAUUAGUACUGUUUAUUAUGGUUAAUGUUUACUUUUUUGGUAUAACUGGAAUACAUAUGAGCAGUGUUUUGCCGGACCCGUCCGGUCCGGACCGGACCGAAAAAAAAGUUCCGGACCGGUCCCUUUUUGGUCCGGACUGGACCUGAGCGAAAAAAAAAUAGAGCCGGACCGGACCGAAAAUUUUUCGGACCGGACCGGGCCGAAAAAAUUCUCAUCCGGACCGGUCCGGCAAAACACUGCAUAUGAGUUUUAAGUUUGCUUUAGCUGUAAUAAUAGGUUUUUCGUAUCUAAAAUAUUAAUGUUAUUUAUGGCACUUUUUCAGACCCGCGAGAUGGUCAAAAUUAAUACCCAAACCGAUGAAAAUAACAUGAUCGACGUAAGACGGAUUGAAGAGGCAUUCAAGAAGUUGGAAGAAUCCGAUUCGAAGUCUUUGCUCAAAAAACACUUGACCAAAGAUAUUGUUGAUCAGCUCAAGUACAAGAAAACAAAACUGGGUGCCACAUUGAUGGAUGUGAUUCGAUCGGGUGUUCACAACCUAGAUGCUGGCGUUGGUGUGUAUGCUCCAGACACCGAGAGUUAUAAGGUGUUUGCUCCAUUGUUUGACAAGAUUAUUGAGGAUUAUCAUGGGUUCAGUCCUAGUGAUAGACAGCCGGCUGUGGACUUGGGUGAGGGAAAAACCAAAGACUUCCCGGCUUUGGACCCUGACGGCAAGUACAUCAAGUCAACGAGGUAAGAGCUUGUUGUUCUGUUUGGAAUUUAGGUAUGGUUCAAUAUAAAAUUACGUUUUUUGUCGUUCUUGGUAAAAGAAUGAUGGUUAACAUAAAAAGUCUAAUUCAUGAUUGAUUUUGAGAUCUAUAUUGAUACUUUAUACGAAAAAAUUAUAAUUCCUUAUUUUUUCAGAAUCCGCUGUGGCCGAUCUUUAAAGGGAUACCCAUUUAACCCACUGUUGUCUCCAGAUGACUACCUUAUUAUGCAGGAGAAGGUGAAGAAGGCUUUGAGCAAUGUAAAGGACGCAGAUUUGAAAGGAACUUACUACCCUCUGGAUGGUAUGAGUAAAGAAACACAGAAUCAACUGAUUAAGGAUCACUUCCUAUUCAAGGAAGGCGACCGUCAUCUACAACAUGCCAACGCGUGCAACUUCUGGCCUAAGGUAAUACAUUGGAAAAUUUUUGAAAAUUACGAUUUUAGGUAUUAAAAAGAAGUGUCAUAUGACGGGUUAUGUGUUGGGGAUAUAAAAAAUAAUGAAUUGAAGGCAAAAGUGGCAAAAUUUAAAAAAAUUUUACAUAAAAAACUACAAAAAGUUCGAAAUUUGAUUAAAGUUAGGUAUAAACUUUAAAAAUUUGGGCAUUAUAAGUGAUAAAAUAGGAAAAUAUGUAAAGAAAUGUGUCGUUUUUAAACCUACGUCAUUAUAUUUCAAUAUGAAACAUUUGCAGGGCAGAGGAAUCUUCCACAACAACGAAAAGAACUUCUUGAUCUGGGUGAAUGAGGAAGAUCACAUGCGAAUCAUUUCGAUGGAGAACGGCAGUGAUGUUGGCAAUGUUUUAGACCGACUAAUCAGAGGAAUCAAGGUAAGGGUUGGCAUUAGGUUGGAAAUCUUUGAUUUUGGCUAUUUUUGAUAAAUUUGUUACCUAUUUUAUUAAUUAAUGCUAUAGGUAGGAUAGUAUCUACAUUUGGCGACAUUAAUCACUAAAACAAUAUAAUUUCAGUCGAUCGAAAAAGGCGUCCCAUUCGCCCGCCACGAACGCCUCGGCUGGCUCACCUUCUGCCCCACCAACCUCGGCUCCACUGUCCGCGCCUCCGUCCACAUCCAACUCCCGAAGCUGGCGGCCAAGAAGGACUUCAAAGAGAUUUGCGAAAAGCUCAACCUCCAAGUCCGUGGCAUUCAUGGUGAACAUUCGGAAUCCGAAGGCGGUGUCUACGACAUCUCCAACAAGGCCCGACUCGGCCUGUCCGAGUACGAAGCCGUCAAACAAAUGUACGAUGGUGUGAAGGAGCUGAUCCGAUUGGAACAACAAGAAAAAUAG